This is a messenger RNA of Mollisia scopiformis, 315 nucleotides long. RefSeq lists its product as uncharacterized. Lineage: Eukaryota; Fungi; Ascomycota; Leotiomycetes; Helotiales; Mollisiaceae. The record is from RefSeq and is a predicted model, not a curated record. The transcript has 4 exons. Bases 1 to 315 code for a protein of 104 amino acids.
AUGAUCCAGCUGCUCUUGAGAGUGGCGACUCUCACCGAUGCCGACAGAUGGGACUGGCUCACCCGUCUGCGAGACAAAUCAUUACAGCAGUUGAAGAGAAAAUACCGAGACGUCAUCCGCGUCGCCCCUUACUACGACCACGACGUCCGAGGAUACAAGAAACGAUCUUUAUGUAGAAGAUCCUGGAGGCAGAACUUCAUAUCACUCUACUCUCGAAAAGCCACGACGUCCAAGUCCAUUUUAUAUGUCGGUGCCUGCCUGUCUGGAGAGCGAUCUCCUACCGAAACGGCUGUGAUAGGCUGUUCAGCACAAUAA